CGAACCCUUCUCCUCUUCCUCCCCUCGGUCCGAUGGCUCAACCUGAUCCUCUUCAGGCCAAUUCCGGGUCAGAUGGGAGGAAUGAGAAGGAAGCUCAGCCAAAUCGCGGUGCCCCAAUCCUACCCCCGCUUCGCAGUAUCACCACCGCAUUCUCCUCAUCGACUCCAUUAACAUCAGGGACGCCGACACCAGCGACUGCUAUCCCCCCACGCGCUUUUCAGCCCACCGCGCUUCCGUCACCCGAUCCCACCCUUCCACGUUCGCAUGCCAGCCCGGUCAGUGCCAUUGAUCGGCAUGGAGGACCGGUUGGCCUUGGUUCUUCCCUAGCAACUCUGCCUUCCCCUCCAACGCGAGACACCCCACCAGUGUCUAUUAAUCGGCCACAUGAACCACAGACCAGAGGACUACCGACACCUGCAACAGUAGCCAAUACCGUCAUCCUUCCGGAGCCAGUUCAAGGGGCCACCGUAAUUCCCAGAGAUCAGUCGCAAACAGCUGGCAAUGCCGAACCACGAUCACAACUGCCGGGACCUGGCGAUCCUUCGGCGCGCCCUCAAGCGGCCUCCUGGAUAGGCAUACCAGCAUCGCCGGUGCCUCAGGGAUUUCAGCAACCACUUGUUGUACGACCGGUCCCUAUGUUGCCAAUAGACCGGACGCUGUGCAAACAGUGGCUGGAGAAGCUGGACACUUUUGCGGCUGAAGCGACUCGCAACAAGAUAAUCUCCGAGGUCAUUGAGUCUCCGCGGGUUCGCCUGCUGCAGAGCGCCCUACUGGACAAUGACCCCGUCUACCUGGCUCUGCACCAGAUGUAUUGCAUGGCAUCCUAUGCUCCCUCGGAAUUGCGCACAUUGCCAGGCUUCGGUCCGGAGCAGGAGAGAGGGUUUGCCGUAGUCAAGCAGCUCCUGGUGGAUAACCGUCGGCUCUCCGGAGAUUUCCUGCUGUUCUGUGUGAAUUUCCCGGAACCAAUGCAACAGCUGCUUGCUCUUCCUUGGUGGCGGGAUGCUUUAGAGCAGGUCAUGAACUCCUUGGUCCUCCUCUCUCAAAGGUGGGACAGCUUUGAGCAAGCCACGCGCAGGCGUGGCCUACCCCCACUGAUCGAGGAAAUCAUCAUGACUUUCGACAUCCGAUCACAUGUCACGCAAUACAACAUCUUCCUGGCACUGUAUCGACGACUUCCUCUGCAGAAUGGGGAGCACAAGCUCUUUGAGAUCUUCAAUCGAGACGCCAAAUACACAGAUGAGCGUUUGGACUCUCCCAAGCCAGUGUCGGCAAUGCGCGCCAAAAAGGAGAGGGACAUCAUUCUCUCCAUGUAUCACAAAGAACUCACAUCCACGCCCCGGGCGACCACUGCAAACCAGCCUCACAUUCACUCGCAACCGGUGGGGUCCCCCCAAGGCGCACCCCCUCAUUUCCCUCAGCAUCCAGCAUCAAGUGUGCCCGGAUAUGAGCCGAGGGUGAGCUCUCACGUCUCGAUUCCCGGAACCGGACCUGUUCCUGCCCCAAUUGCAUAUCCCUCGCAGACAUACAACCCGCAUUCUCCGCGUACGGUUCAGAUGCCUCAUCACCAUCCGUUAUAUCACCACCAUAAUCCUCCUCCGAUGAGUUACCCACCACAGGUGGUGCCUUCGCAAACGCAGACUAUUCACCCAAGCCCGGUAAAUACUCGUCCGCAAGGCUCGGUCCACCCACAGACAUUGUUACUUCCCUCACAAACAACGUCGCCACACCCCGCCAGCGUACCGACAGGAGUAGUCCCCUCAACAACGGCUACUCCUGGUCUGUCCCCUCUUUCGCAUACCCCUGCUUCCGCUCCUACUCUCGCUUCGCCUGCUACUCCAGCUUCGGCUUUAGGUCCGGCCCCUGUACAACGACGACGUGGCCGUCCCUCACGGUCCGCGCCGGCGAAUAACCAGACCCCGACGCAGUACAGGCUGAUGCCACAGGCAAGCAUGUCAAACCAGGGGGCUCCUCUUCCUUCUCCCACGUCAAUGAUCACUCCGCUUUUGCCUCCGCCAGGUUCACUUCCGCCGCCAAACCCACGACCUCAUUCGCUGCGGGACGGGUUGCAUCAAGCCCAUAUGCGUGGUCCUGUCAAUCGACUCAUCACUCAGACUCCUGCCGGCCCGCAAGAGACCCCGCUUUAUCAAUACUUUGAGUCCUUCGCCGCCAAGCCAACCCCGCUGGGUCAGGGCCAGUGGGACUGCCGCUUCGACUGGACGUUCAGUUUGACCAAGUCGGACGUCGAACGACUUGCGAAGAUUGAGCAACAUGGUGGUAAAUUGCAAACGACCCGGUUCAUUACAAACGGCCAGCAAAUCUUUCGUUUGCGAUGUAUUCGAAUCAACCCGUCAACAAAGACUAUAGACGACCACACCUGGUGCACCACCGAGACAUGCUGGCCCAGCGUGGUUUACAUCUUUGUCAACGAGGUGGAGCUUUUCGCCCGGCGUCGCCAACACAACGGCAAAGAUAUACCCCUCGAAAUCACGGAGCAACUGCAUGAGGGUCCCAAUACCGUCUCCAUGCACUUCCUUCGCAGCCCGGCCGAGAUGAGAGAUCAGCUAUAUGCCGCGGGCGUCGAGAUUCUCAAUGUCUCUGACCUGGUGUCGGCCUUGGACGCGGCGCAGAUCCUUCCCGCCUCGGAGUCUCUGCAGCAGAUCCAAAAGCGGCUCACAUCCAACCCCGACGAUGAAGUCAGCAUCGUGAGUGAGGACUUGGUCAUUGAUCUCGUCGACCCCUUCACUGCUCGUGUCUUCAACCGGCCUGUUCGCGGUCGCUUGUGCACCCACCAGGAGUGCUUCGAUCAUGAGACCUACAUCACCACCCGUGCUUUGAAGUCGGGGCGACGUACCCUCCGAGAAGACUGGAAAUGCCCUAUUUGCAAACAAGAUGCGCGCCCUCAGAUGCUAGUGAUUGAUGGGUUUCUCUUCAAUAUUCGCGAAGAGCUAUCCCAUACGAACCAGCUAGAGAAUGCGCGCUCAAUCCGCGUCAAAAGGGAUGGAUCGUGGACAUUGAAGUCAGACACCGUUUCAUCCACGGAACAGACCUCCGGGAGUGCCACCGCUCCUACGUCUGUACCCCCGAAGCGCAAAUCCAGUGAUUCAGUGGCGUCUAUAUCUCCUGCGUCGCAAAGGCCCAAAUGCGAGCGCACGACAUCCGACAAUCUCAUCCGAGUUUCCGAGCCAAAGGUGAUCGCGUUGGAUUAGCGUGCGCCUGCAUGCUUGUCUCCCUGAGGACCAAAAACAAAAUUGCUUCUUGCCAAAUUGAUACCAGCAUCGUUUCUUUCUUCCUACUUCUUCUUCUCAUGGUUCUUUGGCCAUUCUCCUAGCCUUUUAGCACCACUGUUGUUUUUCCUUUCUCCACAACGCUAUUUCCUGGCGUUGAGUCCUAUAUGA
This is a messenger RNA of Aspergillus welwitschiae, 3395 nucleotides long. RefSeq names its product MIZ zinc finger domain protein. NCBI's taxonomy places the organism in Eukaryota, Fungi, Ascomycota, Eurotiomycetes, Eurotiales, Aspergillaceae. The record is from RefSeq and is a predicted model, not a curated record. Gene Ontology annotation, molecular function: SUMO ligase activity; zinc ion binding. Bases 33 to 3206 code for a protein of 1057 amino acids. Gene Ontology annotation, biological process: protein sumoylation. The transcript has a single exon.